AUGUCAACAAGGAAUUGUUUGGACGAUGUUGUUGUGCCUGCAGAGAUGCUCAAUCAACUCCAAUCAAUCAUCGCAAUGUUCCAGGGAACCCAACGAACCCCAUCAGCUCCACCUGAUGACCUUAUUAAUCCAACCUCACCCCUUCCUGACAUCGUUGAUCCGGAUCCCAAUCAUACAGACAAACCUCCGAUUCCACUAGAUCUUGGGAAUCUUGGCAGUGCUAAUGAAGAUUCAGGUACAGCUGGGUCAUAUUGA
Messenger RNA from Puccinia triticina, 255 nucleotides. RefSeq lists its product as uncharacterized. NCBI's taxonomy places the organism in Eukaryota, Fungi, Basidiomycota, Pucciniomycetes, Pucciniales, Pucciniaceae. The record is from RefSeq and is a predicted model, not a curated record. The coding region runs from base 1 to 255 and encodes 84 amino acids. The transcript is spliced from 2 exons.